AAAUUUUGACAGUAGUCAACAUGCUGCGCUACUUCACGCUAGUUAGCCUCCUGGCACUGUGUCGCGGAUUUGAAAGUAUAACAACUUUUCCGGAAGGGUCGGUCGAACCAUUACCUUUGAAAACCAAUGACGCGCCGAAGUCGCGAAUCGUUGGUGGCCAGACAACAACGAUAGCAAAUUAUCCGUGGGCGGUUUCCCUGCAGCACGAAUGGGAGGAAUACACGUACGACACGAUCCAUUUUUGCACCGGCACCAUAAUCAAUAAAGACUGGAUUCUGGCCACGGGAGUAUGCGCUCUCAUGAUAGAAUCCGAGAACGUGACCAUCAGAGUCGGCAGCGACUACUUCCACGAGGGAGGAACAGUUCACGAAAUCGAAUACGCCAUCUUCCAUCCUGAGUUCAACGAGACCACACAGGACUACGACCUGGCUUUGCUGAGGUUAAACACCAGUCUGACGCUGUCCAACUCAGUUCAGGCAGUCAAGCUGCCGAGUCUGAACCAAAAUUAUCCAGAAGGAACAAUUUUCUCGAUGGCCAGUUGGGGUGCAUCCGUCUUUCUCGGCGACAUGACUACCCAGCUACAGUACAUAAGUCUUCCAACGAUCACAACCGAGCUGUGCCAGACCGUGUACUUCGAUCGCAUAACCGAUAGAAUGUUCUGCUCGUACGAAGAGUACGUAGGAAUGUGCAUCGGGGAUACAGGGGCAGCGGCGGUGGUGGACGGAGUCCUGAUAGGAAUCGCGUCCUGGGACUACGCCUGUUCGUCCUACGGCUACCCUGGGGUCUAUGCAAACGUCUCGGUGAUGGUCGACUGGAUUACGGAAGUCUCCUCAUCCUCGUCGCCGGCUCCUCUCUUCUGCCUGGUGGCAGGCCUGGCGAUUCUCCUGCGCUCCGAGGCGUAGUCCUCGGUCGAUUUCAGGGUGAGGACGCGGCUUGUAAUCCAUCGCGGAGGAAUGCUGCAGGACUAUCCAGUCGCCUGCCAGUCUUCGUGGUCUGUUCAGACACUGGCUAUAGUCGCUAAUUCCCAACGGCUGAGGCGCUAAUUCGUCGGACAGGUUCUCUCUGCUGCGGGUUAAGGAUUCCUGCAGUAUAAUCCAGUUCCUGAUCCUCCCGAGCGAGGACUGAUUCAUCGGGGGCGAUGGGACUAGGAAUAGGAAACCCGGCGGUGGCGGUGGCGUCUUAAUCCGCAACUCGUCAGAAUCCCUUUCGGUGAACUGAUUCGAGACGACCGAGUCUCGAAAUGAUCCUGUUAAGUGUACGCGCGAUCUAAUAACUUCUGACACUGAUACUUCGACUUAUUUCUGUCUUCUUCGGCUUUCCCUUAUCCUCUCUGUCUGAUUCUCCCUCGUUUCGUCCGCCCGGUUCAGCUGCAGCUACCUACCCCCUUUUUUUUUGUUUUUGUCCACCUGAAGUCUUGCCGCGAAAUCCCUUGUCAAGGUGUCGACGUUUGCUUCGAACGAACCCUUCUCUUCGAACCGACAAUUCGGACGUUUGUCGGUGACCGACAUGGAACAUUUUUGUAUCAAGUGAAUCGGUGUUGUUUUAUACCCUAAUUUUAUAAUCUUUAUAUGUGCACGUGAACAAUAAAUACCCACAUCAAGCCCGUCAGGGUUCGUGUGAUACAACCA
Neodiprion virginianus is the source of this 1628-nucleotide messenger RNA. RefSeq names its product trypsin-like. Gene Ontology annotation, biological process: proteolysis. The coding region runs from base 21 to 902 and encodes 293 amino acids. The record is from RefSeq and is a predicted model, not a curated record. Gene Ontology annotation, molecular function: serine-type endopeptidase activity. Lineage: Eukaryota; Metazoa; Arthropoda; Insecta; Hymenoptera; Diprionidae. The transcript is spliced from 7 exons.